UUUUUCCGUUGCUGCAAUUUUGCUUUGAAGAAAUGUCUGGACGCGGGAAGCAGGGAGGAAAAGUGCGGGCCAAGGCUAAGUCCCGCUCUUCUAGGGCGGGCUUACAGUUUCCUGUGGGUCGAAUCCACCGCCUGCUUCGCAAAGGCCACUAUGCAGAGCGGAUAGGGGCGGGCGCGCCAGUAUACUUGGCUGCAGUGUUGGAGUAUCUAACCGCAGAGAUCCUUGAACUGGCUGGCAAUGCGUCUCGCGAUAAUAAAAAAACUCGCAUUAUUCCCCGACACCUGCAGCUAGCUAUCCGCAAUGAUGAGGAACUCAAUAAGCUGUUGGGUGGCGUGACGAUUGCACAGGGCGGAGUCCUGCCCAACAUUCAAGCUGUAUUGCUGCCCAAGAAGACUGAGAGUCACCACCAUAAAUCUCAAAACAAGUAAUUU
Molecule: messenger RNA, 431 nt
Organism: Cebus imitator (Panamanian white-faced capuchin)
Lineage: Eukaryota; Metazoa; Chordata; Mammalia; Primates; Cebidae
Product: histone H2A type 1-A
Exons: 1
Coding region: 33-428 (131 amino acids)
Cellular component (GO): nucleosome
Molecular function (GO): protein heterodimerization activity; structural constituent of chromatin; DNA binding
Source: RefSeq, a predicted model, not a curated record